Molecule: messenger RNA, 2324 nt
Organism: Cicer arietinum (chickpea)
Lineage: Eukaryota; Viridiplantae; Streptophyta; Magnoliopsida; Fabales; Fabaceae
Source: RefSeq, a predicted model, not a curated record
AACAUGAUUAUAUCUUUUCUCCUUUGUAGUUUUGUUAAAGUGUCAUUCUCUUUUCUAUUCUUUACAUGCUUUUGCCUUGUCUCAUUUCUGGAGAUUCUUUCAGCUUUGUUUUUCACACACAUCCACACAAUUGAUGUACCUUCCUUGAAACAACCUCAAAACAUACCCUCUCGUUCCCUGCUUUGUACUAUAUAUAUAUUUCUUCUUAUGACAAUCAACAUAUUGGUUUAUAAGUCUUUCUUUUUUCAACAAGAGUUGAGUUGAACUCCAUUUCAAAGAUUCUGAGGUUCUUCAUUCUUACAAAGAUAAGCUGAAAAACUUGUGUUGGAAAAAGUUGUAUAGAGAAAUUAAGGAACACAAUCAUCAGACAAGAAAAUAACGUGGAAAAACUCCAACAGAUACAAUGGGUGGUUGUGUGUCAGUACCUUCUAAUGCAAUGAAAGCACCAAAGAGGCUUCAUAGGAGGAUAAUAAGACGUCGUCGUCGAAAGAUCUCGAAUUCAGUCACUAAUGAUAUCAAGAAUAUGAAUAGCAAUGGCGCCGGAGCGCAUGUAACAGAUUAUUCUGUUAGUGAAUUUGUUCAUAUGAACUUCGAAAAUGGCGCGACGACUAAAUGUAGACGGUCCGAAGUUUCUAAUGCAGCAUACCAUCUUACUCAACUAGAAUGGCAUCAUAGUCAAUAUGAUGCUGAUGCAAAUUUGAUGUGCCAAGAAGAGAGUUACUUUGAUUCAGUUAGUAUUCUGGAAUCUGAAUCAGAUGAUGAGUUCAAUAGUGUUCAUGGAGAUUUAUAUGCAGAUGGUUUUCCAUUAGGAAGCACAUCAUGUGGCCAAGUUCUUCAAUAUGAAGAAAGAUCAACAUGUGUCGUGGAAAAUAACUGUCAAUAUGAAGAAUAUCAUGAAAGUUAUGUCAAGGUUAAUGGAGGGAACGCAGAUAAGAUAAAAGGAAAAGAUGAAAAUGGUUUUGGCCUAAUCAAUUCACAUGGUUGCGGACUUUCGCGCUUAGGCAAGAAUCAAGGAAGCUUUAAAGGUUUAAAAGAUGGUAAAAUUAGUUUGGAAGAGAAUACUCAAGAGAACACAAGGAAAUCAUCAAGCUUGCACCGGUUGGUCCCAACCGUUAGUUUCAAUAAUCGGCCAAGCAAAAAGCUGUCGACGAUUUUCAGGCUUUCUUUCAAAAGAAAAUCUUGUGAUGCAGAGGAAUCAACUGAACUUGGUCAAUCGAAACGAUGUAUGUUUCGUCCGAGAGCUGGAUAUACAAUUCCAUGCCAAAAUAGAGAGAUGAUGUCCCCUGGAUGUUGGUCCGAAAUUUCACCUUCUACAUUUCAACUUCGUGGUGAAAACUAUUUCAAAGACAAGCGCAAGAUUCCUGCACCAAAUAAUAGUCCAUACAUUCCAAUUGGUGUUGAUCUAUUUGUUUGUCCAAAAAAGAUACAUCAUAUUGCAAGACAUGUUGAGCUUCCAAAUGUGAAAGGCAAGGAUGGGGAAAUCCCUCAACUUCUUAUUGUAAAUAUUCAGUUGCCUACAUAUCCAGCUGCAAUGUUUCUUGGUGAUAGUGAUGGAGAAGGGAUGAGUCUUGUGUUGUAUUUCAAGGUUUCUGAGACUCUUGAUGAGCACAUUUCUUCCCAGUUUCAGGAAAUCAUUAAGAAAUUCAUUGAUGAUGAGAUGGAAAAGGUAAAAGGGUUUGCAAAAGAAUCUAAUGUUGCAUUUAGAGAAAGACUAAAGAUUAUGGUAGGACUUGCAAAUCCUGAGGAUAUGCAAUUGAGUUCUACUGAAAAGAAGCUAGUUCAAGCUUAUAAUGGAAAACCUGUACUCUCGCGUCCACAACAUAACUUUUACAAGGGUCCUAAUUACUUUGAGAUUGAUCUCGACAUUCAUCGAUUUAGCUACAUAUCAAGAAAAGGACUCGAUGCAUUUCGAGAUCGUCUAAAGGAUGGCAUUCUUGAUCUAGGCUUAACCAUUCAGGCACAAAAACAAGAAGAGCUUCCAGAGAAAGUAUUAUGCUGCAUUAGAUUGAACAAGGUUGAUCUUGGUGACAAUGGACAAAUACCUAUGCUAAUGACCCUUGAUGGUGAAUGCUAAGGAUUUUUCAUAAUAGCAUUCAACAAUACAAACUACUAUUAUGUAUAUUAUAGUAAUUUCCUUUAUUUAAUUAGCUGAGGAAAAAAUGGGAGUUCAAUGUUAUUAUGUUGGAUAUGCAAACUCCACCCACUAGUCAUAUAUUUAUGUUUAUAAAUGUACAUUAAAAGGAGAGAAGAAAAAAUUAAUAGGACUAUUAACAUGUAUUAUUGUAAAAUGACAUGAAAUGUAUAAAAUAUUUUUUUAUUAUUUA